AUGAUGAAGUCCAUUGCGAAAAAAGUAAAAUUUCAUAAAGCUGAUGAAGAUGAUGAUACGAAAGAUCCAACAGCACCGUUUUAUGAACUUCAAGCAUUCGAUUCGAUUUGGCAAGCGUUACGUUGGAGAGAAAUACGAACUCGAGUACCUACAUGCUUUAAAAAAACAAUACAUAGCCGAUAUAUGCUUGCUAAUCUUGUCUUUUUGGGUUAUGCUAUUGGAAUGUUAAUUAUUGAUUUUAAUCCAAGUGUUAAUGGAUCAUCAUCAGCAAGUACUGUUGAUGAAACAUCUGAUAAUAUGACAACAACAACACCUAUGUCAAUUCUCGAUCAAUCCGUAGAUAGUGUUCCACUUGUUAAUCAUCUAUAUAUUGGUUUUGCUAUUGUUCAUAUACUAUCUGCAUUUCUCUAUUGGUGGGCAUGGCGUGAUCACUCGUGGCUUGAUAUCAUAAUGAUACCUGAAUAUCUGAAUCAUAUUGAAGCUGGAUUAUAUCUAUGGUCAUCUAUUUGGUAUUCAAGAGAAGAUACUUUAGGUGGUUAUUAUACAUUAGCAGUACAUAGAAUAGAAUUAGCUGCUGCUAUAGUUGAAUUAAUAGCAUCAUUUGGAUGGAUUAUGUCAUGGUAUUUGACUUAUAUUCGAACAUUAGGUCGUGGAUUUACUUUGGAUGAUCCAGAUACAAUUGCAUAUUCAGUUACCACAAUUGCAUCAAUUAUUUAUCUUGUGUAUAAUAUACAGAUAAAUAUUUCUCCCGAACAAUAUGGUUCAAAUUAUUUAUAUACAUAUGCUGAUAUUCUUUAUUUUAUAAGUGCUUGUUUUUAUAUAUUUGCAGCAUUACGAGAUGAUCAUUGGUUUUGGUUUCUUCCAAUGGCUGGUCAAUAUGGUAUAGCACCAGGAAAAAUUCAUAUUGAUACAACAAAAAUUUUACCAUCAUCUGGAAAACCAAGUAUACUUAUGACAGAUUUAUGUAGACAACGUCGAAAGCAAGAUGAUCCAAUGGAAAAAAGUCAGACUGAAUCAAAUGCGACUGGUUCCGUAAUUGUAACUGUUCUUUAA
Molecule: messenger RNA, 1053 nt
Organism: Adineta steineri
Lineage: Eukaryota; Metazoa; Rotifera; Eurotatoria; Adinetida; Adinetidae
Source: the annotation of a GenBank genome assembly